GGCAGAAGCAAGUUUUAAGAAAGGCCCCGUUGCCCUGUUUGCCAAGCUGUUGUAGAUCUUGCAAGGUCUACUACUAUAUCUGUCUGUCAAUCCACAGUGCCAAAGAUGUCGGAUGACGACAUUGGCAAUCGGAGCGAUGGAAAGGACAUCCGGGAACAAGAAGGAAGCUACAUGGAUGCCUGUAUGUUUGUCAUUGCCCGCAGCGUCUAUCGGAAUCGAUGGCCUCUGGUGAUUGCCUGGGGCGUGGUCACCUUCUUUCUGACUCCACCAGCACUUUACUUGGUGCUUCGGAAGACAGUGGGCAUGGACAAGACGCCGCCCGCCGGCACCCAGAGUGCGGCAGCGAUGCAGGUCUUGGAUUCGCAGUUCCACAACGCCUCGACCAAGCGCAUGGAGAUGGUCGUGAUGAGAUGCAAAAGCUGGUGCGUGGACAUGGAGCACAACGAGGUGGCCCAAGUCUACGCCAAUCAGAUCAAGGACCGAGUCGAGCGCUUUGGCCUGGAACACCCAGGCUCCCAGGUCUCGUUCCAGUCCUACUUUGACUUUGUGGGACAUCAUCAGCUGCUGAAUCCCUUCAAGUCCAAAGACCAGCAGAGCAUCCUGCUGAUGUGGACCUGGUCGGUUCCGGUUCAGCUGAAGCAGAAGGCGGAGGACUUCGUGGUGUCGCUGCGGGACUUCAUCGGUUCCAUCGACGAGUUCGGAGGCACUGGUGCCAUGGAGGUGAAGUUGACGGGGAACAUCAUCUUAGACCACGAGAUGAAGGUCUCAAUUUUCGACUUCACCUUGCACGAAGUGAAGACCGUUUGGCUUCCCAUCCUGAUUCUGGGAUAUGUCCUGCGAUCUGCACGGCUCUUACUUCUGGCAUUGACGCCGAUGCUCUUCGAGAUCUUGGUCGGUUUCGGAUUUCUGUACUUUGUGUCUUUGAGCGGCUUGAACAUCAGCUACUAUGCGCUGAUGAUCAUGUUGAUGCUCAUUAUGGCCCUCUCGUGGGACUAUGCACUCUUCAUGCUCACCCGUUACAAGGCCGAACGUGAGGCCGGCGCCACGGUGGAGCAAGCCACGGUGCAGAUGGUGGCGAAGAGUGGCAGCAUCGUCGUAGUCUCAGGUGUGGUGUUGUCGAUUUGUUGGUCCGUGAUGUUGGGCCUCCCCGACAUGUUCAAGACCUUCGGCAUCGCCGCGGCCUCCGCGAUCAUGGUCUGCGUCUUUGCACAGCUCACCUUCGUGGCACCGGUGCUGGCGAUCUUCCCCUGGCUGGGCCCGGAGGCCGGAGAUCCCAUGGAGGUGGAGCCCCUGAGCCCCACAGGUGAGGCGAUGCGGAAGGUGGAGCAGUUCCGACAUGGGGUCUACUAUCAGAUCGGCAAGUUUCUGACGAUGUUCCCAUGCAACGUCAUCGCGUUCACCAGCAUCUACGUGCUGAUGAUGCCUUUGACUGCCCGAUUCCUCCAGAAUUUUGACCUCACCCGCUUCCAGUUCACUGAGAUGGGUCACAGCUUUGAGAUGACCAUGCCACGAGGAUCACGAGCCUUUAACACUUCCUUGGAAAUCGUCCAGGACUUCGACUUUGACCUCACCCUGAUGCCGGUGCUCAUUUUUGCGACCAACGCCGUGGACGAUUUUGCACAGAGCGCUGGGACAGUCUCUGCACCACUGGUGAACGAAAAUCUCUUUCGAUUGAACUGCGAGAUGAUCCGCACGUUGAUCUUCGAGACCUCAGGGCGUCCCUACGCGCUGGGCGCGAAGUCCUUCCAGACGCCCAGCGUGCCCAUCGACAAGAGCUAUAUCCAUUCGGGGCCCUUUGCCAAGAAGGUCUUCAAGGAUCUAUUUGGACAGCUGGUUUGCCCCAGUUUGAACGAGAUGAACCUGGUCCGGAAGAGCUUCUUCGCGCGGCACGUGCUCUUGACACAGACCUCAGAGCACUUGGAUGUCAUGUGGCAGGAGAUGGUCCGGAAGAAUGCCAUGCUGACGGUGGUGAACCCUGCCAUCGAUCCGCUGGGACCUUUAGCCUUCGAUCUGGAGCGAAGGAUUCAGGAGGUCUUGGAAGAGAUGCAACGGCGUGGCCAAACAACGAUCCCACAGCUCAGGUAUCUCACCUUCUCUCCGGCUGCGGUGGUGACCGAUCUCAUCAACGUGACCUCCUCAGCCUUGCCCGGGUGCUUUCUGGUUUGCGUCUUGAUUUGUUUUUCGUUGAUCGCCCUUUGGUUCAACGCCUUGCUGGUGCCUUUCAAGCUCUUCAUCACUGUGGUGGUCCCUGUAACCUGGACCUACGGCGCAGCCUUCUACGUCUACGAGGACGGCGCGCUGAGUUGGCUGGGCAUUCCAGGCUUGGCGCCGACCAAGAACGAUGGCCUGGAUUGGACGGUGCCGGUCUUUAGCUUGACCUUCUUGAUUGGCCUGGCCCUCGACUACGAUUUCUUUCUCUUUGAGCGAGUCUUUGAGUUCCGCCUGGAGGGCUUUGGCGAUCGAGAAGCCAUCCAGCUGGGCCUCUCAGCGACUGGGGGCACCAUCUCUGCAGCGGGGCUCAUCCUGGGCUUGACCUUCCUGGCUCUGGUGCUGACGUCGGAGCUACCAAUGAUGAACCAGCAGGGCUUUGUCUUCGUGUUCAGCAUUGUGGUAGAUACCUUCUUAGUGCGGACUUUGGUGGUUCCAGCCAUGCUGUCCAUGUCUCCCUGGCUAAACUACUGGCCGAGGGAAAUGCCCGACCCGAUCUACGAGUGGUUGGACGAGGAGAACAAGCCCAAGUUCCGCCUGAGUAGCGUGGGGAGCGUCGAUUCCGACUAAGGGCUGUGUCCACGAGUUUGGCCCUGAA
This is a messenger RNA of Durusdinium trenchii, 2806 nucleotides long. Lineage: Eukaryota; Dinophyceae; Suessiales; Symbiodiniaceae. The record is from the annotation of a GenBank genome assembly.